AAAUGACAGCUAUAUUCGGCAGUUGGGAAUCCGACGCCGUGAAACUCCACUAAAGGACGUGUGUUUUCUGAAACUGCCGACAACUGAAAUACAUUGAAAUGGAGUUUUCUGCAGAAGUUCAAGAGGGUCUGCAGCUCGCAGGCAACACAGCACAUAUCCCUGAUAAGUCUUUCAAAUAUUUGCUGGAGAGGGUCUUCGAAGAUAUCUUUAAACGGCCGUCUGCGAGGUUGUUGAAAGAAGAUGGAAAUUUGAAAUCACUGGAUGCUGCGGUUGUGAAACAAGCCUAUGCAGCACUAUGUACACUAGCACUAGAGGGCGCCAAACAUGACGCCAAUUUAUCAAACUUAAGCCCACUAUUGGAAGACUGUAAAUGGACCACAGAUAGAACAGAGAGUUUUAUCAACAUCUUUCUGGAUCAGAAGGAGACAGUCAGAGUCCUCCUUGGCAACAUCAGGCAAUCCCAUCCACACAUUGUUGAUGUAGACUGGAGACUAGACUACUACAUGAAGAAUAACCACAAGGACAAAGUGAAUGAAGCAUUAUACCUCAUCACACUCAAGACAGAGGAAGGGGACCUACAAAGAAAAACAAAAGAUAUCCAGUUCUGUUGCUCCCUUGAACAACUCCAGGAUUUGGUCAGUAAGCUGAAGGACGCCACCCGGAGUCUAGAGAAGGCCAGUUUGUCGUGAGAGCUACAUGGGCUGGAAUAGAUAUUUCUAAGCAGGCAAGAAACCGUAAAGCAUUUUGAUAACUGGGACAUUCCCCUUGCAAAUGGCCUUAAGCCUAAACCUGCAUCCAGGCAACAUGAACCGUUCAGUGAAGCAGCCAAGAUAUUGUGAAAGAAAAGGCAAGUGCAGUUCUGACUGAAAGAUUGUCUCACGAUUCUCAUGUUCCAGAAAUUGAGUAAUUUGCAUUCACAUCCUCUUUUUAAGUUGCAAGCAGACAUCAAUUUGCACUGUGAUAUAUAUUCAAAAUUUCAUAUUUAAAAAAAAAUAGAAUUAGUUCUAAAUAAAUUUUGACCAGAGAAAUACCACAUUUAGUUGUUCAAAAAAUGCUUUAUUAAAAAUCUGAAUACUGAUGAAUUCAGUCGAUUACAUCAACGUCUUUAAAAGACUUGAAGCUUUCAUCUCUUUACAAAUCUCUUCACAAACUUUCCCUUUCACCUUUACAAAAUAAUUCACUGUCACUUUGAAAAUUAUAUUGCACCAUGAUCAACCCUGAUUUAAACAAAAUCAGUGUCAGAAAUGACUCUUGUGAAGGUUUUCAAUUAUUUUGUCUUUCCAAUUCAAUUUGCCUAUGUAUUAAAGAAAAGUAUUUGAAUAUAGUCAGGUGUAGUUCCACUGAAAACUUUGAAAAUAGUUCGUAAAACAAAACGUGGGUAUACAUCGCUAACGAAAAGUGCAACUAAGCUUUCCUGUAACUAUGCACAAGUAGACUGGUUAAAUUAUUUUGGUUUAUUACCGUCACCUGUUCUGUCAAGAACUAUGUAAGUACUGUCUCAUUGUAUGUCUCUCCAUUUUCAAAUUUAUCCAUUAUGAAAUUGAGGAGAAAAUAUGUAAACUCUACAGUUCUAAGCAAAACAUAUGAUAGCAUAAUUUCUGAUGAAACAGACUUUCAUUGGAAGACAAACUUAUUUUUGAAACUAAUCCUAGAACAGAGCCCUGUGAAGGCUUCAUCUUGGUUCUAAGUAUUGAAGACAGUGCACGUCCACUGUCUGAAAAGUGCCAGAUUUAGUACGACUGUUCACAUCUAGUUUGUCAAAACUAUUUUGGUUUAUUACCUUCACCUGUUCAGUGAAGAAGAAAUGUGUCAUUACAUAUCUCCCUGAUGUCAGAUUUGUGCAUUUUCAAAUCUAGGGAAACAUUUGUAAGCUCUAGUUCUAACUAGGCAAAGCAUAUGAUAGCAGAAAUUUUGAUAAAACUGAUUUUUGCUGCUUUUACAAUGA
Acanthaster planci (crown-of-thorns starfish) is the source of this 1945-nucleotide messenger RNA. Its product is annotated as COMM domain-containing protein 3-like. NCBI's taxonomy places the organism in Eukaryota, Metazoa, Echinodermata, Asteroidea, Valvatida, Acanthasteridae. The record is from RefSeq and is a predicted model, not a curated record. Gene Ontology annotation, biological process: sodium ion transport.